AUGUCUAUCGUGACUGUCCAUUUACGAGGCGAGUCCAUUAGCAUCAUAGAUUCCCUAAUCUCGAGGGAGGUAUCAUCCAGAUUGGGCAGUCGUGACGGUCUAUGCAACCUUGCCCUUGCUGGACCCACUGCCUCUCAUUUCGGGCUAUCAGUGAACGAGAACUGCGACCCUACAGUGCAGAGCGACCAUUUAGCAGCAUUCAGACGGCUGGACCCAAGAGGUUGCCAGUCAGGACCUGUAUUAGCACGAGGAUCCAUGUCACUACCGGUUAGGAAAGGUCAGCUUAAGCGAGGUAUAUAUCUGAUAAACACCUCUAAAGUGGACACUAAGGCCUCUAUUGCCAUCACUUGCAUACCAGCAGUAUCGACAUCGCAGUUUACCCUCUCUGGUGGGGGUAGGGGUUCCCAUAGCAUUCCUAAAGACAAGUGGUAUAAGUUCCUUUCCAAUGGGGAUGCCAUCGUGAACUUCUGUGAACUGCACACCUCUGCAUCGCUGUCAAUGCUCAAGCCUGAUUGUGCUAACACUUUGGAGGAUGCUAUGUCGAGGGUUGUCCCGGAAACGUGGAAUAUGGAGAUUUUUCAACACGUCUACGAGGGACCAGAUGAUAUGCCGGGCCAUAUGAAGUGCACACUCCUGGGAUGUAGCCAUUCAUUAUCCUCACAUGCCCUGAGUGACCCUAAUGGUCCUCGCCCCUACCUUACCGAGCAUAGGAACUCUGGUGGAUGGGGUGUGGGCCACACUCGGACAGUGGAACUCACUACCGUUCCAGCCGCCCACAAGCCUAUUGUAUCCACGAUCAAGUAG
Molecule: messenger RNA, 804 nt
Organism: Perkinsus marinus ATCC 50983
Lineage: Eukaryota; Perkinsozoa; Perkinsida; Perkinsidae
Exons: 5
Coding region: 1-804 (267 amino acids)
Source: RefSeq, a predicted model, not a curated record